AUGAGGUUCUUCACGAUAUUCCUGUCCCUGGCCGCGGUACUGUCCGGCGUCGCGGCCCAGGGCGAUGCCUCCGCGGCCGUGGCAUCGCUGCCGUCCUGCGCGCAAGCAUGUCUCUUGACAGCCGUCUUGAACUCGCCGUGCGCGCCCACCAACCAGACAUGCAUCUGCACCAACGCUCCUUUGCAGGCCGAAGUUGAAGUUUGUGUAUUGCAGAACUGCACGCUGCGCAACGCCCUCACGACCAAGAACAUCACCCAGACGACGUGCGGCGUGACCCCGCGGGACCGCACCACCCAGUACAAUAUUAUCUCUAUCACAAUGGGAACCCUCUCCGGCGUCUUCGUCGUGAUCCGCUUGGUUCACAAGAUCUUCGCGAGCGCGGGCGUACUCGGCGCCGACGACUGGUUCAUCCUCGCCACUCUGGGCUCCGGAAUCCCGGGUACCGUCAUCAACACCCACGGCUUCGCAGCAAACGGCCUCGGAAAGGACAUCUGGACGGUCCCCUUUGACAGGAUCACCGACUUUGGCUACUGGUUCUUCGUCAUGGAGCCGAUGUACUUCGCCCAGGUGACGCUGCUGAAGAUGUCGCUCCUGUUCUUCUACAUGCGCAUCUUCUCGCACAACAAGCUCGUCAGGAACCUCAUCUGGGCCACGGUGACGUUCAACGCCGUCUUCGGCGUCACCUUCAUCUUCGUCGCCGUCUUCCAGUGCACCCCGAUCAGCUUCUACUGGACAAAGUGGGACAACGAGCACCCCGGGACGUGCCUCGACAUCAACGCCAUCGCCUGGGCCAACGCGGGCAUCUCCAUCGUCCUCGACUUCUGGAUGCUCAUCCUGCCCCUGUCCCAGAUCAGGGGGCUGAACCUGCACUGGAAGAAGAAGAUCGGCGUCGCCAUGAUGUUCUUCGUCGGCACCUUCGUCACCGUCGUGAGCAUCCUGCGCCUGCAGUCCCUCGUCGCCUUCGCCAAGUCGCAGAACCCGACGUGGGACCAGUUCGAGGUGGCGACCUGGUCGACGGUCGAGAUCAACACGGGCAUCAUCUGCGCCUGCAUGCCCUCGGUCCGCAUCAUCCUCGUCGGCUUCUUCCCCAAGCUGCUCGGCACCACGCGCCGCGGCACCUCGGCCGCCGCCAAGUACUACAUCCAGUCGAGCGGCAACCACACCGGCCACGGCCGCAGCCGCGCCCGCACCUUCGGCAACGAGGCCAAGAUCAAGACGGUCGACCGCGAGUCCGGCCUCACCAACGGCAGCCCGAACGGCAUCAUGUACACCAAGGAGUACGCCGUCGACUACCACGACGAGACCAGCCUGGUACACAUGCGGGAGAUGGAGGCCUCGAGUUCCAAGACCGGGAGGAGCGGGUCGCCGUUUUGA
Colletotrichum karsti is the source of this 1374-nucleotide messenger RNA. RefSeq names its product CFEM domain-containing protein. The record is from RefSeq and is a predicted model, not a curated record. The transcript has 3 exons. NCBI's taxonomy places the organism in Eukaryota, Fungi, Ascomycota, Sordariomycetes, Glomerellales, Glomerellaceae. The coding region runs from base 1 to 1374 and encodes 457 amino acids.